Molecule: messenger RNA, 1860 nt
Organism: Elaeis guineensis (African oil palm)
Lineage: Eukaryota; Viridiplantae; Streptophyta; Magnoliopsida; Arecales; Arecaceae
Source: RefSeq, a predicted model, not a curated record
UCCUUUUAGACUCUUAAUACCCAACUCAAAACCCAGCCCACCGUCCGAGCUUUCCCGUUCGGGCGCUUCAAGCCUCGCACUCGAUUGAGACUCUUGGAGGCGGAAUCAACAUUGGAAAAACAGAUAGGACGAAAUACCCAACAGAACUCAAGCCAGCGUCUAAGCUUCCCUAUUCGGCUGCUCCAAGCCUCCCGCCCGAUUGAAACUCUUGAGGACGGAAAAAACAGAGGGAAAACCGGGGUAAACAUAGGAAAAAUCAACGGAAAAAAAAAAGAAAGACGGAAAAAUCGAAAGUUGCUUCUUUCUCCUGCAUUUGCACUAUGAUUCCAGCAUUAUCAUCAUCUGCACCACCUCCUCAGUUUCUAGCAUGGCAACCUCUUCAAUCUGCUGGAAGUUCUUUCUGGCGACUAGAACACGUGCAUGAGCAUCUAAGAAAGUUAAGAGAAACUAUUGAUCUGAUGAAAGCGGUGCAGAAAGAACUAGAGGAAAUUCAUUGUAUGAGAAGUUCCAGUCAAGAUAAUGCUGAUAGAGAUGACUUUUUAUCCGAUGAUCACCUAUCAGGAAGAAAAAUCUUGCAAACUUCAAAUGACACCAUCACCAGAGACACCUUUCAGCAUGUCGAGAAUGACGUUCUUCUGCAAUGCUCUGAGACAGUUAAGGCAAAGAGGAUUGGUUUACAUGCUCAAGAGUCUCUUGCAAUGGAAGCCGCAUGCUCUAUAUUUUCUACUCUUAAAAAUCAACUUAUACCUUUCUGUGUAAUCACAAAUCAAGCAAGUCCAUGGGAAGAAAGGUCGGUGGCGGUAAAAUUAGCUCAGAAGCUGCAAAAGUCUAGGAGGAACAAAUGUUGGAAGAAAAGAAAGAGAAAACAUGUUGCAGAACUAAUCAACAAGGAGCGUGAAGAUUAUGAAAAAGCUGAUCAGGAAGCUGAUGAAUGGAGGAUGAGGGAGAUUGCCAAGGACAUUGCAAGGCGCAAGGUAGAAAAAAUGAAGGAAAUUGCAAAAGUCAAAGCUAACGAGGAGAAAAGAAGACUAGAAUCUGAGCUUGAGCUUGUAUUAAUUGUGGAGAAGUUGCAAGAGCUUCGCUCCAUCAGAAUUCAAAAAUUGAAGAAACAAGGUCAUUUUCUCCCUGAAGAGGAUGAUAAAUUUCUUGAGCGAGUGCAAGCUGCUGUUGAAGAAGAGGAGCGCCAAGCUGCAGCUGCUGCUGACACAAAUGCUGCUAAGGAUGCUAUUGCAACAGCUGAGGAAUCUAGAAAGGCUAUCCACAGUGCAAGCAGUGAAGCAAAUGAUGUAGAUCAUGAUAAAGGUGAGGUGAUGGUGAACCAAGACCAGGUGGAUGGAAUUGAAGGUGAAAGAAGUUCAGAUCUAAAUGCAAACCUGAAAUCUGAACAACAAAAUGUUGAAGGUCAAAGUUGUGGUGGAGGCUAUGAUUUCGUUGCCAAUUUACCAUUUGAGUUCUACCACUAUUAUCAUGGAAGCAGCAAUGAUAUGGGAACACUAAUUGAGGUCAGAAAAAUGUGGGAUGCUUACAUCAGACCUGGAGGAAGCCGGAUACCUGGGCACUGGAUUCAGCUGCCACCGCCUGCUGAUGGAGUCUGGGCGUCCUAUCUUGUUCACAAGAAGUAAUAACUUACUAAAGCAAGCAUUGGAGGCAUCUUUCUGUGGCUUGCAUCAUGGCCUUAGAUGAGACAGCCAUCUUGAAAAGUUAAGACAGUUGCACAAGUUGAAUUAGAUUUUGAGAUGGUUCGAUUUUUAAUACAUUGUCUUCUGCUGCUGAAGGCAUACAAUUGAAAUGUGUCAUUGUAGCCUGAUUGACACAAGCUUUGUUCUUUUUUCCAUUAAUGAUAUGAUCUCCUUAGAGAAA